AUGAAGCGGAAGCGCAAGGUGCAGUCUGCGAUCUCAGGUGAGCAGAAACCUAAUGUGCAGUUCACCCCGGCAAGUGUGGCUGAUGAAGAUCCGGUGGCUGACCAGAUGCAAGCAAACCAGGGCCGCAAGGAUGAACUGGAGCCACUGUCUCACGAAGAAAUGUCACAGACAUAUGGGAUUGGCUUCUCUAUUCUUCGUCGUAUGGGCUACAGUGGAGCUGGGUUUAAGCCUGGAAGCUUACACGCUCCCCUGGCUGCGCGCGCCAACGCCGGUCGGCAGGGCCUGAUGCAGGCUGCGGAAGCAGAGGAAAGCCAGAAGCUUGAGGACCCCCCAGAGCAACCAGCAGUGGACUUGACCAAGCUCCUGUCCCAGACCUUACGUAGCAUGCGCGAGGCAGGGGAUGACGAUGAAGCCUGCGAACUUGAGCACCUUGCCACUUUCUGUAAUCUGCAGGGCGGAGCAUUGGAGGCUUUGGAGCCCAGCCGCCCCAAGCGAAAGCGUAAGACCGAGAAGAUUCCCCUCAUCAAGCCAGGCGAUGCUGCUGAUGAGCAAGCCUUGACGUGUCUGCUGAAGUGCUUUGAGGAUCAGAACUUUCCUGUCGAACUACAGGAGCAGUCUGAGCAUUUGCGCUGGCAAGCCUGUUGGGGUGCUACCCACGGAUGUUUGGAAGACUUCGUAGCCCGCCAGGAAGGCCAAUUGCGUAUUGUCAUGUGCCCAGGAGGGGCGCGUAUCCUUCUGCCCCGGCAGCCCCAGUCAGAAAGCACGGAGAAGCUCUUGCGGCAGAAGUGCAUGGACUUCUGCGUAAAACAGCGGGCGCAGUUUGCCGGCAAAUGCCAGGCCCGACGCAAGUGGCAGCACCUCAUCAAGACCCUGGCCACUCUGUUUCGGGGCCGAAGCCAGAGCAACUCUCGGCCCCCCCGGGAUCGGGACAAGGUUGAGUGUGCUGCGAGCGCUUUACCCGAAGUUUCAGCAACAAGCUUCAAGAAAGUCUCGAACAUCUUGGCUUCUGCGUCGCUGGAUGAAGACACUGACGCAGAGGUUGCCGCACUUCGCUGGACAAUGGACUGCGGCGAGCUGGGCAGCAACGAAAAAGACCUGCUGGUGAAGCUGCAGCUGGUCAGGGAGCUGCGCCGGCGGCUCAACGGCUUACAGUCGGACGUAGAAGAGCUGGCGGAGGGCUGCGCGGGCGAGACGGUCAAAAAGCCUGAGGCCCGCCAGAUGCUCACCACGAAGCAUCGUGCGCAGUUGACAAAGGAAGGUUAUAAGAUCGUGGGUUCGCAUUCGGCCGUGAAGCUCUGCCGAUGGACGAAGCAUCAGCUGAGAGGCAGAGGGGGCUGCUACAAGCACUCCUUCUAUGGCAUCACCUCCUACCAGUGCAUGGAGGCGACACCCUCCUUGGCAUGCGCCAACAAAUGUGUUUUCUGUUGGCGCCACCACAAGAAUCCCGUUGGAACGGAAUGGAAGUGGUCGAUGGACCCCCCAGACCAGAUUGUGGCUGAAGGCAUCGAUCAGCAUCGGAGGAUGAUCCGGGAGUGCAAGGGUAUUCCUGGAGUGAAGAAGGAGCGCUUCGAAGAAGCCAUGACUGUCAGGCACUGCGCAUUGUCGCUUGUCGGCGAGCCGAUCAUGUAUCCUAGGAUCAACGAGCUUGUCGGCGAGCUGCAUAAGAGGAAGAUCUCCACCUUCCUCGUUACCAACGCCCAGUUUCCAGAGGCCAUCCGAAACCUCAAUCCCAUCACGCAGCUGUAUGUGAGCGUGGACGCGGGGACAGAGGAGACGCUGAAAGCCGUUGAUAGGCCGCUCUUCUCCGAUUUCUGGCAGAGGUAUUUGGACUCGCUGAAGGCGCUGAAGGCCAAAAGGCAGCGAACCGUCUACAGACUGACGCUGGUCAAGGGUCAUAACAUGGCGGAAGCAGCGAACUAUGCGAAGCUCGUUGCGUUGGGAACGCCAGACUUCAUCGAGAUCAAGUCAGUCACCUUCUGUGGCGAGUCCAAGGCCUCCUCACUGACCAUCGAGUGCACACCGUGGCAUCAAGAGGUCAAGGCUUUCUCAGAGGCCAUGCUCUCGAAGGAGGGCUUGGACUCGCAAUACGAACUCGCCUGCGAGCACCAGCAUAGCUGCAUUGUUCUUCUCGCCCACAAGCGCUACAAGGUUGAUGGGCGCUGGCAUACCUGGAUCGACUAUGAUCGCUUCCACGAGCUUGUCAAUUCAGGUGUGGACUUUGAGGCAAGCGAUUACUGGGCUCCCACACCGGACUGGGCGCUCUAUGGCUCUGACGAGGCCGGGUUUGAUCCCAAUGAGACACGCAUGUAUCACAACCGCACCAAGAAGCGGGCCCAAGCCGGCCUCCUUUCAAAGGCAGGGCAAGGUGUCACAGCCGCCUUGCACCGCCAGGAGCAGCUGAAGAUGUAUCCGCAAAAUCCGGUCUCCAAGACUUUUUUCUGCUUGCCCCGUGGCUACAUUGCGUUAGACAAGAGUGAGAUGAACACCGCGAAAGCGAACACGGACGUGACUCAGCACGUCGUUCUCCUAGACAGGCCGGGCGACAAAGACGACAAGCUGGACGAGAUGCUUUCUGAGCAUCUCGGUGAGGACGAGCUUGCGAUCGUUUUUGUUUCCACCAAGAGGAGCGUCGAGGAGAUCGCCAGACUUCUGGUGAGGCAUAGCUAUGGCGUCACCGAGAUCCACGGUGACAAGGAUCAACGGGAGCGAGACCUCGCCCUGCGGUCCUUCACCAACAAGGAGAAACGAGUCAUGAUAGCGACUGACGUGGCCUCCCGCGGCCUUGACAUUAAAGGCGUAAAGCUAGUCAUCAACUACGAUGCCGCCAACACACCCGAGGACUACGUGCACCGAAUAGGACGCACCGGGCGUGCCGGAGAGAAGGGCAUCUCGUGCGCUCGCAGUCAGCAGCACUACGUCAUUGAGGUGUUGAUGAGAGUAAAGCCAUGA
Symbiodinium pilosum is the source of this 2949-nucleotide messenger RNA. Lineage: Eukaryota; Dinophyceae; Suessiales; Symbiodiniaceae. The record is from the annotation of a GenBank genome assembly.